AACAUGGGUUAUAUGAGAAUGUCGACGUGAUUCUUAUCACAACACAAUCCGUAUCGAUCGUGGUCUGAAAAUGGCGUCGUCAUCUCCUGCUGGUCUUUGCUUCCUCUCCAAAACCCCCAACACCCCCAAGCCUUUAGCAUUCUCGCUUCCAAAGCCCUCCUUUGCAUUUCUCAGACCCAAUCUCUUAUCGCUUCCCUCCUUUUCUCCUUACUCUUAUCGCAAUUCUGCGCUCUUCCUGACAUCAUCCAAAGCUCUUUUCUCUUGCAAAUGCUCUUCCACCUCCCCUGUCGCCACUAGGAGUUACGAGUUUUCUGAUAGUUCUUCUGAGGUAGAGUUGAGAAUAAACAUAGGAGGCCAAGAUGUCCAAAAUCCUAGACAUAUAUCAGUGGAUGCAAAUCAUACGUCUUUAGCUGUCAGGGUGCAGCGACCCGCAUCUCCAAUCACACUCAUAGAGACUAAUAAUCUUUUUGACAAGAUAAAACCUGAUGAAACAAUAUGGUACAUUGAUGACGAUCAACUGGUUGUGAACCUAAAGAAACAUGAUCCUGAUUUGAAAUGGCCUGACAUCACAGAAUCAUGGGAAUCACUUACAGCAGGAUCUACACAACUUCUGAAAGGAACAUCAAUCUACCUUGUGGGUGAUUCAACCGACAUGAACCAGAUAGUGGCUCGAGAGCUUGCUACUGGUCUCGGGUACGCACCACUCUGUACAAAAGAGUUACUGGAAACAUAUUCCAAGCAAACCAUUGAUUCAUGGGUGCUUGUUGAAGGUGCUGACUCUGUUGCAAAAGCAGAAAGUGCUGUGCUUGAGAGCCUAAGUAGUCAUGUGCGGUCUGUAGUUGCAACAUUAGGAGGGCAACAAGGUGCUGCUGGACGAGCUGAUAACUGGCGGCAUCUUUAUGCGGGGUUUACUGUCUGGUUAUCACAGACAGAAGCACCAGAUGAAGAUUCUGCAAGGAAGGAAACUCACCAAAACAUGAAAGAUGGCAAGCUUGCGUACACAAAUUCAGAUGUGGUUGUUAAGCUUCAGGGAUGGGAUCCUGCUCAUGCCAAAAGUGUGGCGCAAGCAUGUUUGAGUGCCCUAAAACAGUUAAUUCUCGCAGACAAGAAACUUCCAGGUAAGAAAAGCCUCUACAUAAGAUUGGGAUGUCGCGGUGAUUGGCCAAACAUCAAACCCCCAGGUUGGGAUCCAUCAACGGAAGGUGAUGCAACUCUUGACACCCAGUAAUUACGUUGUUAUAAGUGAUCACAUUAGAUUGAUGUGCGCCAACUUAUUUCCAAACAAAGGUGGUGUUACUUUGACAAUGGUAAAAAGUUUUGGCAUUUGAAUCUGCCCUCGUCCUACUCGACACAAGACAGAAGCUAUAUAUAAGACCAAUGGAUGAGAAUUUAGUCAGCUGUAGGCUGUUCAUAUGGAUUAGACAAAGCUAGUUCCUGCGGACUAGAACAGUCACCAACAAUUGAGGGGAAAAGCAUGGUUAAUUUCUAAUGCCAAGUGCUAACUAAGUAAUCAAUGCUAACCCAGUUCGGGUCAAUAGUGAACAAGGCCAUGAUACUUGUGGAUUAUGAAUUAGUUAAGAUCCAUUAUUAGUAGAAGAGCAACUAUGAAAUAAUUGUUAACUAUGUUGGUUUUUGAACGGAUAAA
Neltuma alba is the source of this 1645-nucleotide messenger RNA. RefSeq names its product probable inactive shikimate kinase like 2, chloroplastic. Gene Ontology annotation, cellular component: cytosol. The coding region runs from base 71 to 1228 and encodes 385 amino acids. Lineage: Eukaryota; Viridiplantae; Streptophyta; Magnoliopsida; Fabales; Fabaceae. The transcript has 8 exons. The record is from RefSeq and is a predicted model, not a curated record.